AAGCAUAGCAUGCCAGACAUUUCUUGAUUUGCCUCAAAAUUAAAUAAACAUUAGGAAUGCAUAACCUCAAAUUUCAAGUAUUGACAAAAUCCAAGGCUAGGAUAUUUGAUAUUCCAACAAAAUGCCGUUCCAUUUGCCUAAAUCGUUACCAGCAUAAGGAUUAUAAGCACGAUGAUGAAUCCUUUAAGAGAAAGGAUCUAAAUACACAAACGUCUCGCUCUCGUGUCCUUUUCGGUUCUAGUUGCAUGGCGGCAUUUAAAAACCGAAUGACUAACUGUACCGAUCCAGUUAAAAAAUAUGAAUACUUAGCGGAAUUGCGGGACUCGAAUCUCGAUUUGUAUUACCGUUAUAUGUGCGAUAAUACCACCGAGGUUUUGUCCAUUAUCAGUUCGGUCGACGGCAUCGUCGAUGACUUCUGUCGCAUGGCCACAAUGAUUUUAAACAAUGUUAAGACACAGCGCAACGAUCUGACCACCAAACAACUGGAUGUCCUCAAUACCAUGAGUUAUCUACGCAAACACUUGAAUGACAAUUCAAAAAAUGACUCACUUCCAGCUCCAGUUGGAUCCAGCUCCAAGGCGGAAAUAUUGAAUACCAGCUCGGCUGUGCAAGGGAGUGUGAAAGCAACAAAACCGAGUCGAUAUUUUAACAAAGCCUUAAUGCUAACACCACAGCACUUUUAUGUCCUGUAUAUGCACUUCGGAAAGCGUAAUAAAAAGGUCUAAUCAUAUCGCCUUUCUAUGCGAAUUUCAUGGCAUACACGACUUUGCUGCGGUGUUCUCAUUAGUAUCGAUUCUUCUGAUAUACUGAUACACUUUUUAACGGAAAUACUGACGUUCGAUAAUGCGAUAGCUGCAAAUGUGCUAAGAACUCAUUUAAUUACUCAAUGUUCGUCAUGCAAUUGUUGGGGGAGCGGGGCGAGAAGAAAGAGCUGACGAAUUAAGAACAAUUCUAUCCUAUAUUGUAUGUCAUUCUUUUAUAUAAUCAAACUGGAACAACAUUUUGAUGAAAUAAAAAAAACCCUUAUA
Drosophila novamexicana is the source of this 1028-nucleotide messenger RNA. RefSeq lists its product as uncharacterized. The record is from RefSeq and is a predicted model, not a curated record. The transcript is spliced from 5 exons. The coding region runs from base 57 to 725 and encodes 222 amino acids. Lineage: Eukaryota; Metazoa; Arthropoda; Insecta; Diptera; Drosophilidae.